AUGGAAACUAGACAACCAAUUGCAUUGCUUCACAAUAAUGAGUUUUUAUUUGUUGAAGAAAACACCAACCUAUUAGAAGAAGACUCGAGAAACUUUUCUUCUUUCAAGGUUUUUAAUUUGAAGGAGCCAGUCGACAGUAUUAUCUUGUCAGCAUUAAUUGUUCCACAAUCGAUUAAACAAUAUUACUCAAUUGAAGUCUCAGAAUAUAAUGGUUCCUCAGCUAAGGUGAAAAUUCACUUUUCAAACAAAACACAUUCAGAUGUGAUCAACUUGUUGCGCGAGGCCACUACAAAUCUGUAUUAUAUAUCGGAAAAUGGUCUUAUGGACUGGGUGCCGACUGAUUCGAUUACGCUCAAUAUUAUUUAUCCAAACGCUUGUUCCACAUCGAAUCAAAGUGGGGAUGAUGAUAUAGUGGAAGAUACAGGUAUACUAGAUCUCGGUGAUGUUGAAUGGCUUACUAGGAAAUUACAUGAAAUGGCAUUACUAUUUCAAUCAAAGAAUGAUAUACCCUCUGAUGUAUUGGAAGGUCUUUUUCAUUCUAUCUUUCCAAGACGUGUUACAUCUUUGAAUGUUAUUGAAGGAGUUGGUAUUUUGAUAUCCGCUAUGGAUCAAAGACUCAGAUAUAAUAUCAUAAGAACUGUUUUUCGAAAACUAGCAGAAUUAAUUAAUGAUAAUAAUUUAAGGAGUGUGGUACUGGAAAACAAAUUUUCUCCUGAUUUAGGUUUACAUUUGAUUCUCAGUUUAUGGACUCUAAUAGAAGGUUUCAGAGAUAUUUAUAAAUCAUUCAAUAAUCUAAAGAAUUCAGAUGAACAAUUUAAAAGAAUAAUAUCGGCAGAGAAAUCUUAUUUUAUAACUUAUGUUGAUCAUAUUUGUUUAAUUAUUGAAAACAUAUUGACCAUUAUCGACAGGGAGCAGUACGACUUAAUAUCUGCUCGCCUAGAUAUUCUCGUAAAAGCAAUUGAAGACCUGAUGAAACUAACAGAAAUAAUAUCGGUCAAAUGUAAUGAAUAUCUUAAAGAAAUUGAAACCGAAGAAAAAGGUGCAAAAGUUAGAGCAUUGGUACAUUUAGGGGUUGCUGCUUUUGAAGUUUAUUAUGGUGUCUCAAAGUAUAAAACUCAUAAUACGGUACAGAGGGUUUGUGAAGCAGCUUUGUUUGUUACGAAUGGGUUUGCUUUCGGGUUCGCGCUGGCCGCUAAACAAGAAUUAAGCAAAGCUAUAGAACAACAGAAUAAUACUCUUAAACGGUUGCACGAAUUUCAUCUGAUGCUUACUAAAAUGACCCAGAAAGGAAGAAUUGUUCUAGAUCUAAGUGGAAAUGAAAUGUUAGAUCAGCGAAAUACAAUUAUUGAAGAAUUUGCCGAAUUUCAGAUUCAAUGUAAAAGUUUCAAGGAUGUGUUGGAUGAUCUUGAAGAAUGA
Molecule: messenger RNA, 1416 nt
Organism: Cetraspora pellucida
Lineage: Eukaryota; Fungi; Glomeromycota; Glomeromycetes; Diversisporales; Gigasporaceae
Source: the annotation of a GenBank genome assembly